Messenger RNA from Trifolium pratense (red clover), 1064 nucleotides. RefSeq names its product vesicle-associated protein 2-1-like. NCBI's taxonomy places the organism in Eukaryota, Viridiplantae, Streptophyta, Magnoliopsida, Fabales, Fabaceae. The coding region runs from base 251 to 925 and encodes 224 amino acids. Gene Ontology annotation, biological process: endoplasmic reticulum membrane organization. The record is from RefSeq and is a predicted model, not a curated record. Gene Ontology annotation, cellular component: endoplasmic reticulum membrane; plasma membrane. The transcript has 8 exons.
CAUGAUGAUUCUGUCAUACAUUCCCAUGACAUCACAGCGAGCGAACACAACUUACCAUCACCACCGAACUACUCGUCUUUUUGUCUUUGUCUUUCCGCCAUAACCAGAAACACAACAUAACAUAAACAAACCAUUGCAACUCACUUUCCUCUCAGACUCAGACAGACUAACAUAUGUUUUUACCGCGAUCUCAAAGUUUUUUUAUUGAUAUUGUUGCGGUUGUGAUUCUAGAAACUUCGAUCCCUUCGCCAUGACUACUGCUUCUAUUGGAAAUUCAUUCAUCACCAUCAAUCCUCCUGAGCUCCGUUUCCAAUUUGAGCUAGAGCAGCAAACAUUUUGCGAUCUUAAAGUUUCGAAUAAGACAGAAUACUUUGUUGCUUUCAAGGUGAAGACCACUUCACCGAAGAAAUACUUUGUACGACCUAACACUGGUGUUAUUCAUCCAUGGGACUCAUGCAUCAUCAGAGUCACCCUCCAAGCACAACAAGAAUAUCCUCCUAACAUGCAAUGCAAAGAUAAGUUUCUCAUACAAACUACAACACUGGAUUCAAACACUGAUGUUGAUGAUCUUCCACCAGAUACUUUUAAUAAGGAUAGUGGAAAGUUAACAGAAGAAUUGAAACUAAGAGUUGUAUAUGUCUCUCCUAACUCACCUCAAGGAAGCACUAGCGAUGAUACAAAGUACUCCGCACAAAAACUUGAUACUUAUUCGAGUCAAACCUUGCAACAAUUGAAGGAGGAAAGAGAUGCUGCAGCCAGAGAAACGCGGCAACUGCAACAGGAACUGCAGGACAUGCUGAAAAGGCGAAGAAAUCGUAGAAGUGAUCCGGGUCUCUCCUUCACCUUUGCCAUGUUUGUUGGCCUUAUUGGAAUCUUGUUUGGUUUUCUUUUGAAACUUUCAUUGUCUUUACCACCUACACAAUGAUUUCAUACCGUUCAGAACCUUUGCAUGCCGAUCUUUUGGUGUUAUUUAUUUAUUACUGUAAAGUUUUUUUUACAUUUUUUAUUAUAUUAAUCAUUUUGGAAUCCUAAUAUGAAAUUUUACUAUACUAUUCUCUUAUUAA